AUGACCACCCGAUCCACCCCCUCUCUCCUCAACCCCAUCCACACCUUCCUCGAAGCCCUCACCUCCUCUCCCACCUCCCCUACAUACAUCACCACCAUCCUCUCCACCUUCACCACUCAACCCAUCCCACUCAUCCACGAACACGGUCUCCCCCAAUUGGCCCCUUUCCUCGGCCGCUCCUUUACCGGCACCGACGGGAUCGCCCGCUACUUUGAGCUAUUGGGCGACUACCUGAUCAUCCGGGACAUGCGCUUCGAGCCCGAAGAGACGUGGGUGGUGGACGCAGAGGCUGAGACGGUCGUGGUAAGGGGCCGAGCGAGGUUCGUGUGGAAGAGUACGCGGCAGGGGUGGGACGAGGAGUUUGUGUACCGGAUUGCGUUGGCGACGGAUGUAAGUGGAAGGUCUUCUUCUGGCGUUGGUGGCGGUGGUGGGAUGGGGGACGAUGAGGUUCAACGUGGUGUUGGGAGGGAGCUUGACGAAGGGGAGAAGAUGGGAGAGGAGCGUUGUUUAAAAGUGUGCGAAUAUCGGAUCUGGGCCGAUACGGGAGCGGCGUAUUUGGCUCGAUGGGGCCGAUUGGGGGAUUUAUUGGGGGAGAAAGGAGGAGUGGAAGGGAUUCAUCUUGAUCAGGAUGAGGAUGGAGAAGGGGAGAGGAAGAAGAUGGAGGGUCGGGGGGAGACGAGGGCGGCGUUGAAUCGGAGGAAGAGUGGGCAUCAGGAUGUCUUGGGGGCGGGUUUGAAUGUAUAUGGCAGUUGUGGAUGA
Messenger RNA from Penicillium oxalicum, 759 nucleotides. RefSeq lists its product as uncharacterized. The record is from RefSeq and is a predicted model, not a curated record. Lineage: Eukaryota; Fungi; Ascomycota; Eurotiomycetes; Eurotiales; Aspergillaceae. The coding region runs from base 1 to 759 and encodes 252 amino acids. The transcript has a single exon.